AAUGGGCGAGCCAGGAGCGCGGGGUAAGAAAAGCUCAUAUGGGGAAUUCUGUUGAGUGUUGUCUGAGUGCUGCACAUCUGAACGGACUUAACCCGUCGGUCCACUAUAUAACAGCCCAUGCAGGAGGGGGAGAUGGUAGAAUAGUAGACAGUUCUAGUUGGAUCCGACUGAAAGCAGUUUUUUUUUUAAAAAGCACUUUGUCGAACAGGGCUGAUUGAAAGGUUUUUUAAACUCACCCCUCCCUCUUCAUACUCCCCCCCACCCCAGCCCCCUCUCUCUCCUCCUGUCCUGCUGCAGAAAUGAUGUUCCCCAGUGUCAUUGCCCCUUCAGCCAUGUAUCCGGGCCUCCUGCGACCGACCCCAACUCUGACUCUGCCCCAGUCUCUGCAAUCCGCCUUUUCCUCGCAUGCAGUCGGGGCCAGUUUCCUAGUGGAGGACUUGCUGAGGAUCAGUCGGCCAAGCGGUUACGUACCCCGCUCUGUGACUCACAGCCUCCCGGGGAACUCCGGCCCGGUGUCACCCGAACAGGUCAGCCUGGGCAGCUCGGGACCGGGCGGCAGCUGUUCCCCGCUCCCUGCCGUUUCUCCUAGAAACGAUUCGAGUCACCUCAAGUUCGGUGUUCACGCUAUCCUUUCUUCAACUCCAAGAACCGAAACGCCCCAUCCGCUGAUGCAGGGACUCUCCAGGCCGAAGACAUUGUCCUUCCCUUACUUUGAAGGCACUUUCCAGCCCUUCCUCCGCUCCUCAUACUUACCAGUUUCUUCCUCAGUGGUGCCUAUCCCUGGGACUUUCUCUUGGUCCUUGGCCACUCGGGGCAAACCCAGGAGAGGGAUGCUACGCCGGGCUGUUUUCUCGGACGUACAACGGAAAGCUUUGGAAAAGAUGUUUCAGAAACAGAAGUAUAUCAGUAAGCCCGACAGACGCAAACUGGCAGCCAAGUUGGGACUGAAAGACUCCCAGGUGAAGAUUUGGUUUCAGAAUAGAAGAAUGAAGUGGAGAAAUUCGAAAGAAAGGGAGCUGCUGUCUGCUGGGGGCUGCCGAGAACAAACCUUACCCACAAAGUUAAACCCUCACCCUGACCUCAGCGACGUGGGUAAGAAGUCACCCUGUGGGCACCUCUCCGGGGACGAGGAGGAGACCAGCUACAGGGACAGUCCCAAAUCUUCCAUAUGUCACUCGCCAGGGUACAAGGAUAACAUGGACACACACCUUCACCUGUUAUCACACCAACGCACUGACCCCCACACGUACUUCUCAGGAGAGGAGGACAAAGAGGAGGAAAUAACCGUCUCAUAAACCCCCGGCUCCUCCAGCUCACUUUGCUAAUGGACAUUUUCGAUAUUCACGGAGGAAGCGAGGGGAAUGCAAACGUUUCUCCGCCCGAGAUGUCGUGUCUGCGCAGCUUCAAUAACCUGUAUACAGUUUGCUUUUUGUACAAAUGACAAGUUGUGUGAAUAUUUUAUACCAAGAUUAUUGUGAAUGACUUAUACCUAUAGUUUGAGUAGACUUGAAUUGAAAAUUUGCCAACUUUUUUUAAUGACUUAACUUGCAAAUGUAGACUUGAGGUCAUAACUUAUAAAAGUUUUUAUUUUGUAUCAGCAGUGUAUAGAUGCAUAAUGUUUAUAUCACAAACCUUUUGUAUUAUGAGAUGUGACUAAAAAAGACAGCUUGUGUCUGGCAGAGCCCUUUUUAUUAUUUUGUUUCAAUGACUCAUCCCAAAGGCAGCCUGAUGAGUCCAUGUGAUCAGGAGAAACGAAACAGAGAAAAUAAACUUUCAAAGCAAAAGGAGGCGGCGUUUCUGUCCUUUUCAGCCUGUCUGCCUUUCAGUAAAUGCAUGGCUGAUCUGUGGCUGAACUCCAUAUACCUGACUUAGGCGCAUAUCCCUAAGUACCUUUGCUUGACAAAAAACAAUUCACCUUGAUUUAAAACUAACACUGAGCUCAGACAGUCAGGUAAAAUAAUUUGUUAUGUCAGUAAGGUUUCAUGAAUCCCAUGCACCUUUAGGAGAAAAUUAAGUUUGUUUUAUGUAUCCAAAAUAGCAAUAAAAGUAACAUUAUUUAACAAAACUUGCACCUUAGUACUUCACUCAAGCAUGUGCUAAAGAGGUUCUGAAGAAGAGUUAUGUUUGACUUAAAACUUAAAUCUGUUAGUGUUCACAGAUGCUGCCAGACUUUCUCCAGCACUUUCUGUGCUUGGUUCAGAUUUCUAAUAUGCGUAGUGUUCUGCUUUUAUUGGGAACAUUAAAUUGUGUGGUUAAGUUUAGUGAGAGCAGUAAGAUUAACACUUAGCAACAGAGCUGAUGGCAUAAACUAAGUCCCAGUCUCUGCAAUCUGCUGAGUGUGAUGUUCACUUUGCAGGUUGUAGUUACAUAAGAGAUCGGAGCAGGAGUAGGCCACCUUCUCUGUUAAGCCUGCUCCACCAUUCAAAAAGAGCAUGGCUGAUCUUUUCGUGGAAUCAGCUCCACUUGCCCACCU
This is a messenger RNA of Chiloscyllium plagiosum (whitespotted bambooshark), 2473 nucleotides long. RefSeq names its product homeobox protein DBX1-like. Gene Ontology annotation, biological process: cell differentiation in spinal cord; regulation of transcription by RNA polymerase II. The record is from RefSeq and is a predicted model, not a curated record. Lineage: Eukaryota; Metazoa; Chordata; Chondrichthyes; Orectolobiformes; Hemiscylliidae. Gene Ontology annotation, molecular function: DNA-binding transcription factor activity, RNA polymerase II-specific; DNA binding.